AUUACACAUUUAUGAAGUCAGUGCCGACGUAUGGCCUUGGUACCAUAGUCUAUUCUUUAUGCUAGCUAGUACUUGUCAAUCCUAUUUGUCUUGUGGAUCAAGCUCUUUCUUUCUAUAUAAAUUGACGUGAAUUAACUCCAAUUUCCCCCACUACUUUUACCUCUAAUUACCUUCUCCUUUUUCAUCCUACAACCAUCUCUCUCUCUCUCUCUCUCUCUCUCUCUCAUCCUACAACCAUCUCUCUCUCCGAAAAUGGAUUCUGCAAAAGAGGACUGCCUUGGAUACGCAGCAAGAGAUCUGUCUGGGAUUUUAUCACCUUUCCAUUUCAGCCGCAGGGCCAUUGGAGUUGAUGACAUUUCAAUUAGUAUUACUCACUGCGGAGUUUGUUACGCCGAAGUCGUGUGGACUAGGAACAAACAUGGAGAUGCAAAGUAUCCUGUUGUGCCUGGGCAUGAGAUUGUUGGAUUGGUGAAAGAGGUGGGGUCAAAUGUGAAGGGCUUUAAAGUUGGGGACCAUGUUGGAGUGGGAACUUAUGUGAAUUCGUGCAGAGAUUGUGAGUACUGUAACGAUGGAUUUGAAGUUUAUUGCUCAAAGGGUGCUGUCUUCACUUACAACCAUGUUGAUGUGGAUGGUACCAUCACUAGAGGAGGAUUUUCCACUUACGUUGUUGUUCACGAGAGGUACUGCUUCAAAAUACCAAAAGAUUACCCAUUAGCAUCGGCGGCGCCAUUGUUGUGUGCUGGGAUUACUGUUUACUCCCCAAUGGUUCGCCACAAGAUGAACCAACCUGGAAAAUCACUUGGUGUGAUCGGGCUCGGAGGUCUGGGCCACAUGGCUGUCAAGUUUGGGAAGGCUUUUGGUCUGAAUGUGACUGUAUUCAGCACCAGCAUAUCCAAGAAAGAGGAGGCCCUGAAUCUGCUUGGAGCUGACAAAUUUGUGCUCUCAACUAAUCAACAAGAGAUGCAGGAAGUAUCGAAGUCAUUGGACUUCAUAAUUGACACUGCAUCAGGGGCUCACCCAUUUGAUCCAUACAUGUCUCUGUUGAAGACUGGGGGUGUCCUUGUCUUGGUGGGUGCCCCCAGCGAAGUGAAGCUCAGUCCCAUGAGCCUUCUUCUCGGUAUGAAAUCAAUCUCGGGGAGUGCGUCAGGUGGUACAAAGGAUACAAAAGAAAUGCUAGAGUUCUGUGCUGCCAAAAAGAUUUACCCAGAGAUCGAAAUCAUCCCGAUUCAGUACGUGAAUGAAGCUAUCGAGAGGUUGAUAAAAAGCGACAUCAAGUACCGUUUCGUGAUCGACAUCGAGAACUCCUUGAAGUGAAAGACAAUCCUCAAGAAACUUGCCAACUUUGCUCUGUGCAGAAUAUCUCAUCUUAUCAUGUCCUAAUAGUAGCUAUUUUAGUCUCAAGUAAAGUGAACAAGUCAUCCCUUCGACAUGAAUCUGAGGUUCAUUGAGUCCCGAUACGGUUUAUUUUCUUUUGGCUUUCCAUGUUUCGGGUUUUUUCGGUUUGCGCUUUCAUUUUCCUUGAUCCUAAUAGUUCUAAUAGCCUAAUAAGCUGCAUUGUAUCCUUAGCAGUGGAAUUGCAAUGUUUCUUUUGUUUC
Rhododendron vialii is the source of this 1595-nucleotide messenger RNA. RefSeq names its product probable cinnamyl alcohol dehydrogenase 1. The record is from RefSeq and is a predicted model, not a curated record. The coding region runs from base 253 to 1314 and encodes 353 amino acids. NCBI's taxonomy places the organism in Eukaryota, Viridiplantae, Streptophyta, Magnoliopsida, Ericales, Ericaceae. Gene Ontology annotation, molecular function: zinc ion binding; oxidoreductase activity, acting on the CH-OH group of donors, NAD or NADP as acceptor. The transcript is spliced from 5 exons.